Messenger RNA from Lytechinus variegatus (green sea urchin), 1739 nucleotides. RefSeq names its product synaptogenesis protein syg-2-like. Gene Ontology annotation, cellular component: cell-cell junction. The record is from RefSeq and is a predicted model, not a curated record. Lineage: Eukaryota; Metazoa; Echinodermata; Echinoidea; Temnopleuroida; Toxopneustidae. Gene Ontology annotation, molecular function: cell adhesion molecule binding. The transcript has 5 exons. Gene Ontology annotation, biological process: cell-cell adhesion. Bases 135 to 1454 code for a protein of 439 amino acids.
UGGGACACAUCGUGGAUGUCUUCUAGAAACGAAAUUUGUCUCACCUACUGCAACACUCACACUCUCAUAUUUUGAUAAUGAAUGCUUCAUUGAUACCAGGAUUAUUAGAUUGGAUGCUAUCACUCUGAUCUCAAAUGGCGUACCAUAUUUGGUGCUUGUUUGUUCUUCUUUUCCUUGGUAAUGGCUCCCGCUCUACCAUAUCUAGAGCCACGAUUUCUUUUCAACCAAGUCAGACCCUACCCGUCAAAGGAGAAGAUUUUACGAUGACGUGCAUCUAUUCGCCUCCUACGUAUGAUCGUACGGUACAUUGGACACACGGUGGCAGCCAUAUUGCUUAUGAAUCGUGCACUUCUGCGGGUAGCUGUACAUCUAACAUUCCCAAUCUUAUAAAAUACAAGUUAAUGGCAGAUGACCGCAGCACAUCGCUUACAAUAAUCAAUUUGACUACUGGUGACAAUGGGAGAUACACAUGCGAUGUACUGUACCUACAUGGACAACGUUCAGCGAAUGAAAUACUGGAAGUACUAUAUCCAGUGUCACCAUCAAGGGUCGUCAUGACUGAUACGCAAUCGGGCUGGCAAUACUUGGAUAACACCAGUAUAAGUGUAACUGCUGGAGAGCCGUUUGGUAUCACAUGUGAAGCAUAUCAGGCAAGGCCUCCUGUGGUACUGCAAUGGGUAACAACUAAGGGCGUGUCAGCUGUUCAUCACGAUCAGUCGGAUGUCAUCCAAGAUGGAUCUUACAUCUCUCGAAGAACUUUGAUAAUCACACCCUCCAGGAACGAUUACGGACAAAUUCUUAGCUGCAUUAUAUCACACCCAGAACUACAGAAAAAUAUUAGACGCUCAGUUAGUCUGAAUGUUCAUGUUCUUCCUUCCAGUGUGCUGCUCUUUCUAACUGGAGGUAACCAGUCUCAAUCAACAGUCCUAUACGUUCAAGAAGAUUCACCGACUUCAAUCACUUGUAAAAGUAUUGGGUCAUUUCCAGCAACUGAACUAUCAUUUUGGCUUAUAGUUGAUGCCUUUGAGAGGACUCCGAUCCUUGCAAAUGUCUCGAGUAAUAGGAGUAUUUUAGACGACACUUUGUUUGACACUGAAAGUACCAUUACCAUAAGACCAGAUGCCACGAAACAUGGAAUGCACAUUGUAUGUUCCUCGUAUAUGGACGAUGCCUUCUUUGUUAAAUUACUGACAGCAAGACUAGUUGUUUACGGGCUACCGGUCGAUGUCACAAUAUCUAUCCCAGGUGACAUGUUUGAAGGUGCAGAGACCAACAUAACCUGUAGAGCUCUUAAUGGAUAUGCUGCUCCUCUCAUCCAUUGGUACAUCGGAUCAAGAAACCUGACAGAUAAUUCAUCGCUGGAGACUUCAUUGAAUGCAGCUGGUCGAUAUGAUGCUGAAAGCACUCUGACUCUGAUACCGAUGAUGUUUGACCAAGAGGGGCGAUGUCAUUAAUGAAACAAUAAUUUUUGGCGGAUUAUUCAGAUAUUGCAAUAAUAAGAAAACGGGUAAAUGAAAUUAUAAUCGUCAAAGAAAUGUGGAUGGAUGACAUCAGUUCAAUUCAACAAUGCCCCAUCGCUAUGUUUAAACACGCUUUAUCAUGUCCACACGCAUAUUUUGUUCAAAGAAGGUCGGGAGUAAGGGAGCAAAGCGACCAAGCUUGUCAUGGAGACAUUUUUUGGCAUUUCGCGCACACUUUUCGUAAAUGUUGUGAAAAUUGGAGUCAGUAAAAAUGUGUCA